CACGGAGCGCCAAGCUCGCCGCACACACGGAACGCCUCCCCGUCCGUCAGUAUUCUGCUCCAUCACCUCCGCCGGUACAUCGUGCCCUGCCACCACCACUCCCUCUCUCCUCCUCCUCGGUGCUGGAAAAUGGCGACCUCGGUCUGUGUCAACAUCCAGAUGCUGCUGGAGGCGGCGGAGUAUCUGGAGCGGAGGGAGAGAGAAGCCGAGCAUGGUUAUGCUUCCAUGUUGCCUUACAAUAGCAAAGAGAGGGAUAGCUUGAAGAGGAAAAGCAAAUCGAAAAAAAGCAGCAGUAGCAGAUCAACCCAUAAUGAAAUGGAGAAAAACAGGCGAGCUCAUUUACGGCUAUGUCUGGAAAAGCUGAAAGUAUUGGUACCCUUAGGACCUGAUUCCAAUAGGCAUACUACAUUAAGUCUCUUAACAAGAGCAAAGUUGCACAUAAAGAAACUUGAAGAUUGUGACAGAAAGUCACAACACCAAAUAGAGCAGCUACAGCGGGAGCAGCGACAUCUAAAAAGGCAGCUAGAAAAAUUUGGCGUUGAGAGGAUACGAAUGGAUAGUAUAGGAUCCGCAGUAUCUUCCGAGAGAUCUGAUUCAGAUCGAGAGGAGAUUGAUGUGGAUGUAGAAAGUACAGACUAUUUAACAGCAGAGCUGGACUGGAGUAGUAGCAGCAGCAGUGCCAGUGAC
This is a messenger RNA of Staurois parvus, 687 nucleotides long. The record is from the annotation of a GenBank genome assembly. Lineage: Eukaryota; Metazoa; Chordata; Amphibia; Anura; Ranidae.